UCUUGAUCAAAGAGAGAGGCUCACUCACUCACUCACUCUGUAUAUCUCUGCCUCAUCCCCUGAAACGACUGCCACCAGGUCGACCUUGGUCGGGUGGACUAUAAAAUAGAGGAGAAGCCAGUCUUUUGAUUUUCUCUCAUUUCAUUUUGAAAGAAACUGGAGGCUGAUAGCGAUAGGAUUCACCAAAAAAGCUCUCAUCUUUCACUCACCCUGCUCAAUAAUCAUGAAAAUACUUUCAUGGGGUUGAGUUUUCUUGGCAAUGCAGUGAAGUAAUAAUAUGGGGAAGAGUGUGCUAGGAAGGAAAGAGAUAUUGGAAUUGAGAAAUGGGUAGCUUAGGUUUUGAGGUUUUAAUUUCCAAGAAUUGUCAUUGUGGGUUGUCUUGCUUGACUAUAACGAACAGCUUUGUUGAUAGGGAAAGGGAAAUAUUAACAAAAGUUUGGAUUUUGGUGAAGUGUGGAUAAAGAAGCAUGAAGCUUUCAACAUCAGAGUUGGGUCAGCAGGCUCAAGAAGAAUUCCUUUGAUAUAUCUCGUUCAGCUUGUCCUUGUCGUUGAAACUUUUGUCGCCUCAAGGGAGAAGAAGUUCUUGGAUUCUGAGCUAUGGCAUGCCUGUGCUGGCCCUUUAGUGUCGUUGCCAACAGUUGGGGCUCGUGUGGUUUACUUUCCUCAGGGUCACAGUGAGCAGGUUUCUGCAACAACUAGUAAAGAAGUUGAUGCCCACAUACCAAAUUACCCCAGCUUGUCGCCCCAAUUAAUCUGUCAACUCCACAAUGUUACUAUGCAUGCAGAUGUUGAAACUGAUGAAGUAUAUGCUAAGAUGACAUUGCAGCCUCUGACUCCGCAAGAACAAAAAGACACAUGUCUUCCAGUGGAGCUGGGAAUUCCUAGCAGGCAACCGACCAAUUACUUUUGCAAGACUCUCACUGCAAGUGAUACUAGUACGCAUGGAGGCUUCUCUGUUCCUCGUCGUGCUGCAGAGAAAGUUUUUCCACCCUUGGAUUUCUCACAAACACCGCCUGCUCAAGAACUUAUGGCAAGAGAUCUCCAUGAUGUCGAAUGGAAGUUCAGGCAUAUUUUUCGGGGCCAGCCCAAGCGUCAUUUGCUCACCACCGGCUGGAGUGUCUUUGUCAGUGCCAAACGUCUUGUUGCUGGCGAUUCCAUUCUAUUUAUUUGGAAUGAGAAAAAUCAGCUCCUAUUGGGUAUUCGUCGUGCCACUCGACCUCAAACUGUGAUGCCGUCUUCUGUUCUUUCAAGUGACAGCAUGCACAUCGGACUACUUGCUGCAGCAGCUCAUGCUGCUGCGACUAAUAGCUGCUUCACUGUUUUCUAUAACCCCAGGGCUAGUCCGUCUGAGUUUGUCAUACCUCUUUCGAAGUAUGCCAAAGCUGUGUAUCAUACACGCAUUUCAGUUGGAAUGCGUUUCCGCAUGCUGUUUGAAACUGAAGAAUCUAGUGUUCGCAGAUACAUGGGUACGAUUACUGGCAUCGUUGACUUGGAUCCUGUUCGUUGGGCAAAUUCUCAUUGGCGCUCUGUUAAGGUUGGUUGGGAUGAAUCAACAGCAGGUGAGAGGCAACCAAGGGUAUCAUUAUGGGAAAUCGAGCCUUUGACAACGUUUCCUAUGUAUCCUUCACUGUUUCCUCUCAGACUAAAACGGCCCUGGUAUCCUGGCGUUUCAUCAUAUCAAGAUGCUGGCUCUGAAGCAAUCAAUGGCAUGCCGUGGUUAAGAGGCGAAGCUGGUGAGGUAGGUUUCAAUUCCAUAAACUUUCAGUCUGUCGGAAUGUUACCUUGGAUGCAGCAGAGGUACGAUCCGACAGCCUCAAGACACGAUCUCAACCAGCAAUAUCAGGCCAUAAUGGCUGCCGGGCAGUUUCAGCAGCAGCCUGUCGCCUAUCUUCAGCACUCAGGAAGCCACAAUCCUCAAACACAGCAGCAUCAUAUAAUCCAACCAUCAUCAGUUCCUCUUCAAACCCAAAUGCUGUCGGAUAAUAUGCAGAAGCUGACGCCACAGCAAGCCGACAACCAAUCUAAAGAGCAUCAUCAAACUUAUCCGGAAGCGUAUUUAGUGAGGCACCCGUUAGAUAUCCCUUCCCCUUCAUUUACAAAACCAGAAUUCUCAAACUCAGCAGCACCUAUGGCUCCUCCUUGUGUGCAAAAUAUGUUGGGUUCACUUUGUCCCGAAGGAAGCAGUGGCAAUCUUCUAAAUCUAUCGGGAGCUGGCCAGGCCACGCUCGAUGAGCAUUCGCCCCAGCAUUCCUGGGUGGCAAAAUAUACUGGAAAAGAUGCUUCCUUGGAACAAGAAAACUGCAGCUUGGAUGUGCAGAAUCACUCUCUCUUCGGAGCCAGUAUCGACUCUGGUCUCCUGCUGCCCACUACUGUCUCCAGAGUUGUUACUUCCUCGGUUCCAGCAGAUAUAUUCCCUAUGGGGUUAGGGUCGUCUGGAUUCCAGAGCUCUGUAUACGACUACGUGCAAGAUUCUUCCGACUUGUUGCACAACACAGGACAAGUGGACCAAGCAGCGCCCGGAGGAACCUAUGUGAAGGUGUAUAAAACAGGAUCUGUUGGUAGGUCAGUGGACAUCGGCCGGUUCAGCAGCUACGAGGAGCUAAGGCAGGAACUUGGUCAGAUGUUCGGGGUUGAAGGGCUGGUUGAAGACCCUCAGAGAUCAGGCUGGCAGCUUGUAUUCGUUGACAGGGAGAACGACAUUCUUCUCCUUGGAGACGACCCGUGGGAGGCGUUUGUGAACAAUGUGUGGUAUAUAAAGAUCCUUUCACCUCAAGAUGUAGUCAAGCUUGGGAAGCAAGAAGGCGAGUCCUUGAAUGCUAGUUCAGUUGAGAGGGAUGCUCACAGUCUUCAUUACUGAUUGAUGCUCUCUGUUUCUCUCCCUCUCUUCCUCCUUCAAUGCACCAACCUCUGUAGUAUCGACAAUAUCUACGUAUUUUGCUAGAUUUGAUACAUUGCUGCUGUAUGCAAUCUUUUGACUGAUAUGAUGAUGGAAGGAAACUAAUCUCAUGAAUUAAUGGUUGGAAUGUGAUAUUAAUCCA
Messenger RNA from Salvia splendens (bonfire salvia), 3038 nucleotides. It is a transcript of the gene ARF8, whose product is annotated as auxin response factor 8. Gene Ontology annotation, molecular function: DNA binding. The transcript is spliced from 14 exons. Gene Ontology annotation, biological process: response to hormone; regulation of DNA-templated transcription. Gene Ontology annotation, cellular component: nucleus. The record is from RefSeq and is a predicted model, not a curated record. Lineage: Eukaryota; Viridiplantae; Streptophyta; Magnoliopsida; Lamiales; Lamiaceae. The coding region runs from base 776 to 2857 and encodes 693 amino acids.